Pieris macdunnoughi is the source of this 1215-nucleotide messenger RNA. The record is from the annotation of a GenBank genome assembly. Lineage: Eukaryota; Metazoa; Arthropoda; Insecta; Lepidoptera; Pieridae.
AUGCACCUCCCGCACGCGAGCCCGACCCCGACCAUGGCGGAUGUUUACUCACAUAUCCAUGAGUACUAUAGGCAAAGUCACGGAGACCUGGUGCCGACUGGUUCCCCGGCUGUUUUGUGUUCAGCUCUACCUGGUCAUUGGCGAUCUAACAAGUCGUUACCGGUGGCUUUCAAAGUGGUGGCCCUGGAUGACGUUCAGGAUGGGACAUUAGUGACAAUCAAAGCUGGAAACGAUGAGAAUGUGAUGGCUGAAAUGCGGAACUGUACUGCGGUGAUGAAGAAUCAAGUGGCGAAGUUCAAUGACUUGCGGUUUGUUGGUAGGAGCGGACGUGGAAAAUCCUUUUCAUUGACUAUCACCAUCAGUAGUUUCCCCUCUCAAGUGGCGACAUAUACCAAAGCUAUCAAAGUUACCGUUGACGGACCAAGAGAACCUAGAACUAAACAAAAUUACGGAUAUGGGCACCCUGGAGCAUUUAGUCCGUUCCUUCUAAAUCCUGGAUGGUUAGACGCAGCUUAUCUUAACUACGCCUGGGUAGACUACUUCAGACCGCCUCAAACAGCAAGUCUUAUCAAAGGUACUGCAUCAAUGGCUACGCCGCCGGUUCCACUGCCACCUUCAGAUUUGUUUCCAUUCCCACCUGCUAUGACAAACCUACCUCCUGCUGGAUUAUUACCGCCACCUGGUGCAUUUUUACCACCUAACGGCCUUCUGCCUUUUGCACCUCAUCCUGCGGACCUAGCACUAAAAUCUCUACCAUCGGAACUUACGUUGAAGAACGGUAUGAGUCCUUAUGAUGCGAUAAGGCACCUACAAAGCAGUGUUUCAUCAAUGGAUAACUCCAGUGCACGCCUAUCACCAACGAGCAGUAGGCAGAGCGGUAGCCCAAGAAGUAUUAUCAACGCUAGUCCAAGAUCGAAAGCCGAUUCAAAAUCUGAAGUUAAUUCAACGCACGAUGCAACUAUAUCGGAUGAGUCCGAUGAAGAGCCGAUUGAGGUUGUCAAAUCCGCUUUUCAUCCAACGCGACCGGCUAACGUUGAGCUCCAGGAGAUGAAGCAAGUCCAAGCUGCAGACUCCACAGUGUGCGACAAACCAAGAGGUCGCAAUGAACUAAAAGCGCCUUCUCAACGUACGACGCGCGUGCUUUCCACAAGCCCCACCUCCACAAAGAUAACGAAUGGAACCUUAACGCAUAAAUCAGUUUGGCGACCGUACUGA